UUUUGAUGUUGGUGACACAGUGAUUUGGACUUGAAAGCACGCAUCUUUUCAUGUCUGUUGACAUUGAUGGUUGAUAUGUCACUUGCCUUAUUCAUGUCUAUUCCAAUUUGACCCCUUUAUUUUCCUGUCUCUCUCUCUCUCCCCCUCCUUCUACCUUGUCAACUUAUGUGCACUGAACUUGAAUAUAACUCAGUCUUAAACACUAAAACAAACAUAAACACAGAGAGACAGAGAAUUUAAAGGGGAGGAAAAAAUGGCUUCUUUGGAAGGUGAAGUCUUAAUAAAGAAGGCAAUGUGGAUGUAUCCAAAAGUGGCUGGUGCCAAUCCUUCUGAGAGAUGGGGGCAUUCUGCUUGCUAUUAUAAUGGAUUAAUCUACAUAUUUGGGGGGUGUCGUGGGGGAGUGCAUUUCAGUGAUGUUCUGGUGUGUAAUCUCGAGUUGAUGACAUGGAACAUUCUCAUGACUACAGGGCAGGGGCCAAGAUCACGAGACAGCCACAGUGCCGUACUUGUUGGGCACAGGAUGAUAGUAUUUGGAGGAACUAAUGGUUUUAAGAAGGUCAACGACUUGUAUAUAUUAGAUCUCCAUUCUAGAGAGUGGAGUCGGCCUGAAUGCCAUGGCAAUCCACCUUCCUCUCGUGAAAGUCAUACCGCUACACUUGUCAAUGACGAGAAAUUAGUGAUAUUUGGGGGUAGUGGAGAAGGGGAGUCAAAUUACUUAAAUGAUUUACAUGUUUUGGACUUAAAGACUAUGGGAUGGACAUCCCUCGACAUACAGGAUAAUUUACCUGCGCCUCGAGAUAGUCAUAGUGCCGUGGCUGUGGGUAACCGUAUUUUUGUGUAUGGUGGAGAUUCGGGUGAUCGGUACCAAAGAGAUGUUAAUGUGUUUGACAUGAACACGCUGACUUGGUCUAAGCUAGAUUGUCAUGGUCCAUCCCCCGGUGCUCGAGCUGGUCAUGCUUCUGUGAGCAUAGGGACCAAGGUAUAUGUCAUUGGUGGAGUCAGGGACAAACAAUAUUACAACGAUGUCUGGGUACUUGAUGUUAUCACAUCAUCCUGGAUUCAACUCGACAUUUGUUUGCCAAAACCUCGAGGAAGGUUUUCUCAUACAGCCACUGUCACAAACUUGGGCAUAGCAAUUUUCGGAGGGUGUGGAGAGGAUGAGCGCCCUCUCAACGAGUUGCUUAUUUUACGUAUAGGAGUUGAACAUUCCCGGGGCUAUGUCGAUUCCUCAACAAGCAGAUCUUUUAGAAACUCUGACUACAAAGAAAGAAAAAUGUAUUUUAGAGAAGCACAUAAUAAUUUGCAGAAAAAAGCUUUUUAUAGUGAAAAAGAAGAUUCAGCUGUGAAGGAUGCUGAAGAACUUGAAAUCGUCUCAGAAUGCUCUUUUCGUUUCAGUUCAGAUAUGUUACAUCCUAAGAGGAGGAGAAUGAGUAACUCAGUGGCGCAUGAUAUGAAAUCCGAACCUGACGAGCACUGUCUUUCGUUCUCACGGAACUUGUCUCCGUCCCAAUCUGAUCAAGAACUGACCCUAGUUAAAAAAAUAAAUAUUUCUUCCUCAUCUUCUCAAGUUCAUCCUAUAUAUAUGCAUCGUAUUUCUAAUGUUGGCAAUUCCCAGCCUAAUUAUGUUCCUAUUAACCGAAUGGAUCCGCAAAGUGUCAUCUCUAGGCCUUCUACUCUUCAGGAUGUAAAUUUAUCUUCAGAACACUGUAGGAAUGGAGUUCGUUCUGGUGCAUGUGAAGUGCAGUGCUCAGGAACCGAAUCCACAUCCUCGGAGGCACGAAAAUUCCAAAACUUGAUUGGGGCUGAAGUUCAUGGUCAAGUUGACGGCGCAUUUGAUUCUGGUUACCUAAUGACUGCUAAUGUUAAUGGAAUGAUUUUUCGAGGAGUUCUGUUUACUCCGGCACCUGAACUUGUGGCACAAGGUGCCAUUCUUGGUCAACACCCAACAUCCUUAACAUGCCAAACCGUAAAUGAUCACACCAAAAAUCACGGAACCAUUCCUUAUUCAAGGCAUCCUCAGCAGCAAACAAAAGUGGUUGGUCGAGAAUCUCAUCAGAGCUUUGGACGAGAAUCUCAUCAGAGCUUUGGACUAACUCAAUCUAGAAAAUCGAUCCCGAAAGCUGGAACUCCUUUAACGAUGAGCAAAGAUUCGGUGCUUAAAAGUGAACUUCAAGGUGUGGUCCUAACCCUGGGAGGUCCAGGAAGCGAUGAUGGCAGGUCUAAGGUACAAUAACACUAAAAUAUAAUAUGAAGAAUGGAUAUCCAAAAUCAUUUCCCUCAUUUCUGAUAGUUUUGUACAUUUUUUUCAUGGAUAAAGUAGAUGGGACUGUACUAAAUAAAGGAAAAAAUGAGCUAAAAUCUUAUCUAUUGUAAUGUCUAAUACAGUCUAAUAUUACAGACUAUAUAUGGAGUUUAUGCAUUUGGAAACAGCUUCCUUUUUGCCAGUUUUAGAGUUUUGAGAGUGUAUUGGCUUCACUGAAUUCUGAAUGUAGUAGAAAACCAUGAAAUGAAAGCUUCUCACUACCUUAUGAGUUGAGUUAUUUUUAUUUUCUCUUGUUUUUAAGUGAAUAUUGAAGGAUGAUUCUAAGGGAAACUCUUCUAUUA
Olea europaea var. sylvestris is the source of this 2604-nucleotide messenger RNA. RefSeq names its product acyl-CoA-binding domain-containing protein 6-like. The record is from RefSeq and is a predicted model, not a curated record. The transcript is spliced from 10 exons. Bases 254 to 2233 code for a protein of 659 amino acids. Gene Ontology annotation, molecular function: protein binding. Lineage: Eukaryota; Viridiplantae; Streptophyta; Magnoliopsida; Lamiales; Oleaceae.